Molecule: messenger RNA, 2781 nt
Organism: Plasmopara halstedii
Lineage: Eukaryota; Oomycota; Peronosporomycetes; Peronosporales; Peronosporaceae
Exons: 11
Coding region: 1-2781 (926 amino acids)
Source: RefSeq, a predicted model, not a curated record
AUGACCACUCGCACACAAGACACAACACCGUCCAAGGGUGAGACGUCUUUACUCUCAAGCCAGCUGACACCUGAUCAAGGUAGCAAUACACCCUUGCGUACGGUUGCAGAAGACAGUAAGAAGAUAGAACAGCACACCCAUCCGCUUGAUGGGAAUCUUUUUUGUCGUCAUUCAUGUUAUGCAACAUAUGCCAAGAAACAGCAGACCAAAGGUCCUGUCUUUCGAAGUGGCGACUUUCCUCUACUGGCGACACAGAUACAAAGUGUUCUGCAGGAAAAGUCCGAUCGAUUGCAACUACGACGACAGUAUCCUAUACAAAAAGUUAUGAGCUCUUCUGGACGUGGCCGCGGACGUGGAAGAGGGAAAGGUCGUGGUCGAGGAAGAGGUCGAGGUCGAGGACGAGCAAUAGGAAUCAAGCGGAUGAUGCAAGAAGACUCUGCGGAUGAAGACAGUAUUGGCCAGCUUCGCUCAACACCGACUAAUGGAAAGCAGGUUGACAGCAGCACAGAAUCCAAUGACAUCAAUUCUUAUCCAUCUCAAAACUCAACGUAUCCUGUGGACAAUGAUCAGAUGACACCGCGCGGCAGUGCGAAUACAAGUAAUAGCUCGCGUCUUAAACCUGAGGAGCACAUCCCCCCGUCAUCAACAACAUCCCCUGCUGCUCGCUGGCCGUUGCGAGGUUUCGAUGGAGAGCAAGGUAGUCACUUUCGCAUGGCACCUCAAUCAAACCUACCACCGUCUUCAACGAUGCAAAUGGCACGUCAAGGUCACGUCGAGUAUUCUGGACCUCCAGCUUCCAACCAAUUCAGUAACGAUAAUUCUCGUCCUCGUCACGAGUUUUCGUCACCUCACUUUCCGAUCGCAAACACGCACCAAACACAGGAAAUUUCUCGCUCCGGUCUGAUGACGCAACAAUUUCACGGAAGUCGUCCGAUGGGCCAUGUACCGCUUGCACAAAGUAAUCAGCGAAUGACAUCAAGUAUGCACUUACCGCAGCAAAAAGGCCAGCCAUUACUCCAACGUGAAUUUGGUACUCCAUAUCGUAGUGAAGCAGCUGAUUUGGCAUUAUCGUCAGGCUCUUAUAAUUUAAAUUCAAGAAAUCGCGUGGUACAAAAUUUUAAGAGUGCAAGUGAUGGAAUUCAAAGCCAAGUUGCAUCCCAGCCUCCUUCACAACUUCCUCUUCGCCGCCAUGCACCUAAUAUUCCGUGGCGUAACCCAUCGACGUUUCCAGCAGAGAUUUACGAGCGAUUCCGCUGCCACUCGGAUGAUGCAAAUCAUGUGUUUCGGAUCGAUCUUUCGCCGGUGUUUAUAGAAAAGACUAUCAAGCUGUACCAAGGAGAAAUUGACUUUUUUUUUCGAUGCUUCGAGUCACCAGAUGUAAGCUUGGUGGUUAAAGGUAUGGGAAGCGAGUUAAAUCAGUAUAUUUGGGCUUGGCCGUUUAUUCUCGAGUGCUGCGGGAAUGAUACGCACUUUGCUUUCGACCACUUUCAAUUUAGGCGAAAUAGUGAGACGGAUAUACCGGAGCUGGCUUUUGUCGGAAAAUUGCAGUUGUCCAUGGCCUCUUUUAACUCGUAUCUGGAGAAGUAUUUAUCAAAUGUACCCGGAAAGGACGUUGUGGUACUGGAGGACCAUGUCACGAAAAAGACGAUUACAAUUGUGGCCUCCGACAAUAUUAUUGCUCUGAAUAAUUUGGUUUUGGCUAAGUAUUGCGCACAGCUUUAUAACGACCUCAUCAAGGGUUUUCAAUGGGAUGUUUUCGCUGGUGGCAUCCACUGCUUGUUGCAAUAUCUGCCUCAGAGUAGCUGGCAUGACAAAUUUUCAAGUCCACGACUACAUUUCAACUUUCCUGGGGCGCGGGGCUCAUUAGCUGAUCCUGGCAACGGUACCACUGAUACUGCAUAUCAGGUGCUUGUAGGAUCUCUGGAGCUAGUCAUUUUUGAGCGUUUUGAGCCGCAAUUCAGAGCCGAUUUCGACAUUAUCUUACACAGAUCAGGAUACGAUGCAUCAAGAAAAACUAUGCUUUUGGAUGCCCAUCUUCGUGCUCUAAGAUCAGCAGGCUUUGCAUUUUCAACUGUGCUAUUACAAGAAGGAGAAUUUGUUCAUGUCAACAAGGGCCGUCAACAUUUCUGGCGUGUCGUCGAGAAAGAUAGCACCAAUAGAUCGGUCAAUGCCCCGUGUGUCUUUCUUUCGUGGGAGUGGGUGUAUCAGGGUGUUUCCCAACGCGGUAUUUCUACAGAGUGCUGGUUUGCCAUGAAGAACGCGAGUAUGUGUCCCGAUGGAUGGGUAUUUGACCCACGCCGUGCGAUUGUGGAAGCUGCCAAGUGUGGAGUAGCAAUCGUGCGCACUGGACAAUUCUUACGCUCUGCGCUGACGUCGGGACGUUCACGCACCUCCCAGCUGCUAUCGUUUGCUACAUCGCCAGCACCUAUUGAUCGUGGAGUUGUAGCGCAGCGCCAAGCUCAGAUGGUUCUUUUUCUGGAAUCGAUACUACCAUGUCUCGACGCGAUUGUCGAAGAGGCCUAUGAAUUGGGUUUAUCAAGCACAGAUGAUAGCGAAGAGUUCCGCAAUGUGUUCGACGAUGAAGGCAUGUGGCGCACAGUAGACGCUGAUUUGCAUGAUCCACCCACGGACACGUCUGAAAACUAUGUCUGCCUGUGUCACACGCUGUUCCAAACUCGGUAUCGCUUUACUGCUCCUGCAAAUUUGGAAAGGUUGCGAGCUGAUGUGGACGCUGUCGUCAAAUACCAUCAGCAGCAACUGCUACAGCAUCAACAGCGCUAG